Acomys russatus (golden spiny mouse) is the source of this 2001-nucleotide messenger RNA. RefSeq names its product KLF transcription factor 14 (gene Klf14). The record is from RefSeq and is a predicted model, not a curated record. The transcript has a single exon. Gene Ontology annotation, molecular function: DNA-binding transcription factor activity, RNA polymerase II-specific; RNA polymerase II cis-regulatory region sequence-specific DNA binding. Gene Ontology annotation, biological process: regulation of transcription by RNA polymerase II. Bases 1 to 978 code for a protein of 325 amino acids. NCBI's taxonomy places the organism in Eukaryota, Metazoa, Chordata, Mammalia, Rodentia, Muridae.
AUGUCAGCCGCCGUGGCUUGCCUGGACUACUUCGCCGCCGAGUGCCUGGUGUCUAUGUCCACCCGCGCCGUGCUGCACCAGCGCGCAACGGUCCCCGAGGGCGCGGGCGCGGCAGCUGCCUCCGAGGUGGGUGAGGUGCCACGGGAGUCGGCAGGGACUGGUCCGGGCAUGCGGGGGGUGCUGUGGAUACCCCCUGUCCUCCAAGUCCCCACCCCUAGCCCGGACGAAGGCAACGGAGCGCCCCACCUGCUGGCUGCGAGCGCUUUGGCGGAUUUAAGCUGUGGUGUCCCAGAAGGUCCCAGGGAAGACUCGGAAGAAGCUGCGUGCGCCUCAACUAGCUGCUUCGAGCCGACUUGGUGCUCCAACCCUACUGGGUGCUCCGAAACGGCUCCGGCCUUUUUCGAAGAGGAGCUCUCGGGCCCUGAGAGCUCCUGCAGCGAGCCUGCCAUCCCGAGCACACCAGAAGCCGCAGAGGAGCUGGAUGACAGCGGGGAGGUGCCCGAGGGGCCCCCAGGGGCCCGCCCUGGGCCAUCAACUGGCUCGACGUACCGAAGGAGGCAGAUUACACCCGCAUCCAAGCGACAUCAGUGCCCCUUCCCCGGCUGCAACAAAGCCUAUUACAAGUCUUCGCACCUCAAGUCACACCAGCGUACCCACACGGGGGAGCGCCCCUUCUCCUGCGACUGGCUCGACUGCGACAAGAAGUUUACACGCUCUGACGAGCUGGCCCGCCACUACCGAACACACACCGGUGAAAAGCGCUUCUCCUGCCCGCUGUGCCCCAAGCAGUUCUCCCGGAGCGACCACCUGACCAAGCAUGCCCGUCGCCACCCAACUUACCAUCCCGACAUGAUCGAGUACCGAGGUCGUCGUCGCACUCCCCGCCCUGACCCACCACCCCCUUCCAUGGUGGAAAGCUCCGGUUCCGACUCCAGCUCCUGCUCUGGCCAGGAAACCAGCUUCACUGCUUGCCUGUAGGACUGUCGCUGCUGUCUUUCUUCCCCUCAAGCACAACCCCAACCCCCUCGCCCCGCAGGCCGUUGUCUUUGCCUUCGCUCUGUCCAUUCCUAUUUUCCAGGGUCGUUAGACCAAGGCACUGACUGGUUGCUCCGCUCUGAGGAUGGGUCCAGACAAGCUUGUCUGACUCUGGAGAGGGACUGGGAGCCAGAAGAUAGUGGAAAGUCUUGCAACACAAAUACUAUCUGAAAGAACAUUUUCUUCAAAACAGCCUGCAGGAACCAGUAAGAAAGGAUGGACUCUUCAGCAUACUGAAGAUUCUUCCCUCCAUGGCACCAGAGAUGUAAAACUGAAUUCUCAGAUGCCUGAGGAUCUCCCAGUCCCAAAGGACUCUGGUGUCUUACCCAUUGAUUGGCCAGGGCGGACCUUGGAGAGGGUGUCCAGGGCGGAAGUCUUGGAAAUGUCUAGACUUAGAUGAUGAGAGGCCUUUGGAAACAGAAAUUAUUUCUAUUUCUGUAAACAGCAAUGUUUACUAAUUUAUUUUUAGUAUCUUUUAAACAAGAAUUCCAGGUUGAUGGGAAGCUAAUGUCUUCCACUCUCCCACUGCCCCCAGCUACCUCUGCUUUGUGGAUGUAUGGCUGGGAGAUGCUUUUCGGUGCCUGGGGAGUGGCAUGAAUCUGCUUGUACUUCCUGUAGCAUAAUUUGGAACCCUGUGCUUACAUUGUAUCCCUUCUUUUAAAAAAAAAAAUCCUUCUCAGGGGUGGUAACUUUCUGGCUCACGAUUAUGAAGACAUUGAUUAAGUAAUUCGAAAACAGCCAUAAUAGCACCAGAGAGAACAGGCUGGUCUGAAAUAGUUUCUCCUUCACCUAGAAGGCAAGCCCAAGUAACUUUUCACAACCACUGAUAGCUGUUCAGAGAAAUGGAGAAAUGGCGUUACUGCUGCCCCACCCUAAGUAAUCUCAGGGGUAGUAGAGUCUGUUCACCUCUUACUGGCUAAGUAGGGCUUAACUUCUGCGGAGAUCUGCACACUGUUGUUUCUGAUA